Molecule: messenger RNA, 1731 nt
Organism: Kogia breviceps (pygmy sperm whale)
Lineage: Eukaryota; Metazoa; Chordata; Mammalia; Artiodactyla; Physeteridae
Gene: GJB2
Product: gap junction protein beta 2
Biological process (GO): gap junction-mediated intercellular transport; cell-cell signaling
Cellular component (GO): connexin complex
Molecular function (GO): gap junction channel activity
Source: RefSeq, a predicted model, not a curated record
GCGCACAGGUGUCCAAGGCCCGAGCGCCCGGCGCGCCGCGCUCUCCCGACUCCGAGCCGACAGCGGCCUCCGCCGCCCCCCGCGCCCCCUCGCCGCCGCCGCCGCCGCUCCGGCCCCGCCGCGCGCUCCGCGAGAGCCCGGGGACUCCGCCCCGCCUGUGCGCCCCGCUCCAGUCGCGCAGACCGCCCGGACGAGAAGAUGGACUGGGGCGCGUUGCAGACGAUCUUGGGCGGCGUGAACAAGCACUCCACCAGCAUCGGCAAGAUCUGGCUCACCGUCAUCUUCAUCUUCCGCGUCAUGAUCCUGGUGGUGGCCGCGAAGGAGGUGUGGGGCGACGAGCAGGCCGACUUCGUGUGCAACACGCUGCAGCCCGGGUGCAAGAACGUGUGCUACGACCACUACUUCCCCGUGUCCCACAUCCGGCUCUGGGCGCUGCAGCUCAUCUUCGUGUCCACGCCGGCCCUGCUGGUGGCCAUGCACGUGGCCCACUACAGACACGAGAAGAAACGGAAAUUCAUGAAGGGCGAGAUAAAGAGUGAGUUUAAGGACAUCGAAGAGAUCAAGAGCCAGAAGGUCCGAAUCGAAGGGUCGCUGUGGUGGACGUACACCGGCAGCAUCUUCUUCCGGGUCAUCUUCGAGGCCGCGUUCAUGUACGUCUUCUACGUCAUGUACGACGGCUUCGCCAUGCAGCGCCUGGUGAAAUGCAACGCGUGGCCUUGCCCUAACACGGUGGACUGCUUCGUGUCCAGGCCCACGGAGAAGACGGUCUUCACGGUGUUCAUGAUCGCCGUGUCCGGCAUUUGCAUUCUGCUCAAUGUCACCGAGUUGUGUUACUUGAUGAUUAGGUAUUGUUCCGGAAAGUCCAAAAAGCCAGUGUAACGCAGUGGCCAGCUUUAGAUAGAGGAGAGCGUGAGAGGAUGGGGCGGUCAGUGCUCAGCUGUGGGGCACAGUCACCCGCGCCUCCCGGGCCCGGCGUCUCGUCUUCAAGGCCACCUUUGCCCCCCUGUAGAUCUCACGUGCGACCCCACAUGCCCCCGGAGGCUGCACUCCUGCGAGUGGCCGAGCCUCUGCUUCCCUUCUCCGAAGUCGGUCCGGUGAGGCCCGAGCCAGCCGGGGCGACAGCGCCAGCAGUACUUCCCUAUUUCAGACAAAGGUGCCGGCGUUUGUCUGCCUUUCUUUGAGGAAAGGAGACAAACGCCAGGGCCUGAAGACCGCGCUGAGAAGGUCUGGUUGAUCCCCUUAGGGCUACCUUCGCCAUUUCCCUUGAAUUAAAGGUAAACGUGAGAAUACUGGCUUUUUUAUUUGCUUCGACCUGUUAGUCUUAACAGUGGACGCGGUUACCUAAUGCUUCAAACUCUGUUAUACUUGUUUAAGUGAAAAUUUUAAAUAAGAUAUGUUCUUUUGAUCCACAAGGAACCAUUCAUUGUAUGUUCCUCUGAUUUCGAAGGCUCAGAGUAUGACAUGUAAACGGUGUAGAGUUAGAUGCUCUCGGUGAAUUUAAAUACGGCCUUUCAGGUAUGAGUGGUUUGCAGUGCCACCAAGAGGCUGUCCGUUGUAUGUAUUGUGUGUGCUGCGUGGAAGCAGUUCAGCUUCUCUCAAGUGAACCAAACUAGAAGUCCUUAGUGAUGGCUUUUAAUCGCAAACGGCCUCAUUUCAAGAGCUUAGAUGUGAUUUUGUAUGAGAAAUACAGAUUGGAUGCGCCACCAGCUACUACCAAUGGUGGGUUGCCUC